AUGGCUUCAAAAACGUUUCGAUUCUUGACGGUCACCCAAGUUCAGCGACUUCACGCUAGAUUCGUCGUCGCAAAUGCCGUUCCAACCCAGCCAGGCAUGCUGGAAUCUGCAGCUGAUUCGCCGAAGAACAUGAAGCAUUAUGCGAAACAGGAAGACAUUUUUCAGCUUGCUGCGAACCUUGCUGAGAAAAUCAUGAAAAACCAUGCCUUUCAGGACGGCAAUAAGCGUACUGCCUUAAUGGCCGCCGAUAUGUUCUUGAAGAUCAACGGUUACUACCUUCAGAAAGUGCCAUUCGCGGAUGAUUUACACAACAAGGAUCUCGCGAAUGCUCAUGUUGUCGUGGUUACCAAUCAGUGGACCGCUGAACAAAUGAGAAACUAUUACAAGACUGUCGCAGCGCCUCUCAACUCGGUGCAUGGACUAUAG
This is a messenger RNA of Penicillium macrosclerotiorum, 426 nucleotides long. Its product is annotated as type II toxin-antitoxin system death-on-curing family toxin. Gene Ontology annotation, molecular function: kinase activity. Bases 1 to 426 code for a protein of 141 amino acids. NCBI's taxonomy places the organism in Eukaryota, Fungi, Ascomycota, Eurotiomycetes, Eurotiales, Aspergillaceae. The record is from RefSeq and is a predicted model, not a curated record. The transcript has a single exon.